Molecule: messenger RNA, 798 nt
Organism: Camelina sativa (false flax)
Lineage: Eukaryota; Viridiplantae; Streptophyta; Magnoliopsida; Brassicales; Brassicaceae
Source: RefSeq, a predicted model, not a curated record
CCAAAGAAAGAAAAAGAAGUCGAAGGAUCACUCUACAGGCUUAUUGAGAACGAUCGACGUUUACAGAGAUGUCGACGCAAAGCACAAAAAAUGCAAAAGGCUUUUGCAAAAAGUCAACGCAAUAUGUUUGAGACACAAUAUUGUAAGGCAAGUACGACUCCAACUUUACCUAGUCAACACAACGACUAUGUUGCGACAUCAACUUCUAUAUCACAACAACCAUUUUCAUAUGCACAAGAGCAAUGGUUAUUACCAUUAAUGUCAUACCAUUUUCCCGAGGGAGAAACACAUCCAUUCACAAUGAACUCUUCACAACAACCGUCUAUCAUCAUUCCACAACAUAUCGACGACGGUAUGGCUUGUCUUUCAUUGAGUGAAUUUACUCAUCAAAACACAAGCAACACAUUUUCAAUGUACCAGCCAUCGAUGUAUCCAACUCAAGGAUAUCUACAGUUCAACGACGGUCACAUUAACAACAUGGCUUGUCUUCCAUUGAGUGAAUUUACUCAAAACACAAGCAACACAUUCUCAAUGUACGAGCCAUCGAUGUAUCCAACUCAAGGAAAUCUACAGUUCAACGACGGUCAGAUUUACAACAUGGCUCAAGGUUUUAUCAAUCCAUAUAUGACUAUAGAGCCACAGUGGAUGGAUGCGCAACAACAGCUUCACCUCAAUGAUGGUUGUGUCAUUCAUGAUUCAUAUGGCAAUGCAACUUCUAGAUGCUUCGAGAGAUGGAAAUUGGGCUUUACCGGCAGCUCGAUCAGAAAACUCUCAGGCCUUAUUGGUUGCCCUUACUGA